Messenger RNA from Perognathus longimembris pacificus (Pacific pocket mouse), 1617 nucleotides. RefSeq names its product maestro (gene Mro). NCBI's taxonomy places the organism in Eukaryota, Metazoa, Chordata, Mammalia, Rodentia, Heteromyidae. The coding region runs from base 268 to 1011 and encodes 247 amino acids. The record is from RefSeq and is a predicted model, not a curated record. The transcript has 7 exons. Gene Ontology annotation, cellular component: cytoplasm.
CUAGGACUUUCUUGACAUUAGCACUGCAAGUCUGGGUCCCAGGAAAACCCUUAGCCUUGGAUAAACCAUGGAGAUUGAUCAGUUACAAGUUUCCCAAGUUCAGUGACUGCCUAUUGGAUUGCUAAUGCCACCUCCAGCGAUGGUGUCAACCUGUCAACCUUGAUGUGAACAGCCGGGCACUGGGUGUUGAACUCCAGCAGGUGCUCUCCUAGGUUUGCCUUUGAUCACCACAGACCUUCUUCUGUGGAUGUCCUAUCACCAAGUUCCAUGGACAACUCACAGAGAACACUGGACCAGCCCCUUCCCAUCCCAACUUCCCAGCCCAAGAAGAAAAGAACAUCGAUUCUGUCCUUCUUUUCUAAGGUCUCUUGGAAACUGAAAUUCCAGCACCAGGAGCCUUUGAAGAAUGUGGUUUUCAUCCUGGCAGAAAAGGCUCGUGAUCCCAAUGCUAAAAAGCGCCAUCUGGCCAUGAGAGGCCUGGGCACCAUGGCUUGUGAAGCCCCAGACCAGGUGAGGAAGUACAAGAAAAUGAUGCUAGACCUGCUGGUGUAUGGACUGUAUGACCCCGUGAGUUCAGAAGUCAUCUAUGAGAGCGUGAAGGCUCUGACCAUCAUCCUGGGAAAGAUCCAGGGCAAAUGUCUGGGCUCCUUUUUCAUAGACAUCACCCUGCAGACCAGGACUUUGCUCGAUGACGACAACGACAGUGUGAGAUACUCGGCCUUUGUUUUAUUUGGGCAAUUGGCUGCAUUUGCUGGGAAGAAAUGGAAGAAUUUUUUUACCAAUCAGGUGAAGCAGACGCAGGAUUCCCUCCUAACCCAUUUGCAGGAUAGAAACCCUCAUGUCGCCAAGGCAUGCAAAACAACUUUUCAAGCCUGUUCUCCAUAUCUGAAACUGAAGAAGGAAUGCACCUUCCAAAGUGAAGAAGAUCAAAGGAACGCCAAGCUCUGCCGGCAGUUGAGCCACUAUCAUCCAGAGCUCCUGCAGUUCUUCUACGCCAAUAAAAUACUCUAAGUGCAGAGAGGCAGGAUAAUGGUUCCACAUAAGAGCCCUGCGGGGACAUCGGUUGUCUCUGUCUGUUCUGUCUCGUUGGAUGUCUCUUUUGCUUGCUUCUUAGGAUUGUAUCAGAAAACAAGGGGUCAGGCGGGCAAAGGAGGUGGGGGAAUAACUCCAUGGAGCUGCGUAUACCCAGAGUAAAAUCCUCGGUUGUUUUUCUCAUCUGUUUCUCCCCACCCACACUUGACCCGAAGAUAUUUUCUUUCUUUAGAAAUAUCGAAAGCAUUUGUAGGUACCAUGCUUAAUUCUCAGCCACUUUCUUCUUAAGUUCAUUCCCAUGAACUAACUUGUAUUCUUACGAUUUAAUCUCUUAGCAAAGUAAUUAUUCCCUCAAAGUUGUAUUUGCUAUUAAUAUUUGGCUAUUUGCUGUCGAUAGCUAUUCUCUUUGAUUUAUUUAAAGUUGGUCAACAGGGCAGGCAGAUGGCUUGCAGCGAUUGUAUUUAGGAGUUUCUCAUUGUCUUUGGAAGUCUUGCCUUCAAGAUCAUCUUAAAGAGAACAAAAAUAUGUCAGUGUGUUGGAAUUUCUUUGAUGGUAACUAAUGGAAUAAAAAUAGUAAGUAAUAUU